Molecule: messenger RNA, 1869 nt
Organism: Apis mellifera (honey bee)
Lineage: Eukaryota; Metazoa; Arthropoda; Insecta; Hymenoptera; Apidae
Gene: Bap60
Product: brahma-associated protein of 60 kDa
Exons: 7
Coding region: 145-1644 (499 amino acids)
Biological process (GO): regulation of transcription by RNA polymerase II
Cellular component (GO): nucleus; SWI/SNF complex
Source: RefSeq, a predicted model, not a curated record
CAAAUGCAACAACAAUGAUGCCCUCUUAAGGAUGAAAUAGAAAACUUGUUUAUCCAUAAUCUGCCGCUUUUCGUGAACUUAUAUUAUUACUUUACGUACCAGAAAGUGGAUAGAAGUUUUAAAAACGAUAAUCACCAAAGAAACAUGGCACAAAGAUUUCCUGUACCAAAUACAGGGAAUAAUGGUCCUCCUCCACAAAGAUAUGCAGCAUCAUCUGUGCCUCCAAAUCUUCGACAGUAUUCUGGUCCAAAUUUUCCUAUGCAACAGAGAUCUGGAUUUACUCCUCCUCCACAAAUGGCCAAUGCAGGACCUGGACCAGCUAGUAUAAUAAGAGCAAAUCAACCUUAUUCAAAUAUGCGUCAAGGACCUAUGCCUACUCCACCAGUUGGGAAAAGAAGUGCAGAUCAACGUAUUCCUAUGUCACAACAAAAACCGUAUUUUUGGAACAGUGAUUUUUCACAUUCCACAUCCAAGAAGAAGAAAAAGUUGGCAGAUAAAAUAUUGCCACAAAAAGUGCGCGAUUUAGUACCUGAAUCUCAGGCUUAUAUGGACUUACUCGCGUUUGAAAGAAAAUUAGACGCGACUAUAAUGAGAAAACGACUCGAUAUACAAGAAGCUCUCAAACGUCCAAUGAAACAAAAAAGAAAAUUACGGAUAUUUAUUUCUAAUACAUUUUAUCCGGCAAAAGAAGCUGGUGAAGGUGAAGAAGGAUCAGUUGCAUCUUGGGAACUUAGAGUUGAAGGACGUCUUUUAGACGAUACAAAAAAUGAUCCUAAUAAGGUGAAAAGAAAGUUUUCUUCCUUUUUUAAAAGUUUAGUUAUAGAAUUAGAUAGAGAUCUAUAUGGGCCUGAUAAUCAUUUAGUUGAAUGGCAUCGCACAUUAACAACACAAGAAACAGAUGGUUUUCAAGUAAAAAGACCUGGAGAUAAAAACGUUCAAUGCACUAUUCUUUUACUUCUUGACUACCAACCUUUACAGUUUAAAUUAGAUCCUAGAUUAGCACGACUUUUAGGUGUACAUACCCAAACACGACCUGUUAUCAUAUCCGCUCUUUGGCAAUAUAUAAAAACACAUAAACUUCAAGACAGUCAUGAAAGGGAAUUUAUAAAUUGUGAUAAGUAUUUAGAGCAAAUAUUUGCUUGUUCAAGGAUGAAAUUCGCCGAAAUACCACAGCGUUUAAAUCCAUUACUUCAUCCGCCAGAUCCAAUCGUAAUUAAUCAUGUUAUUAGCGUUGAAGGUACAGAAACGAAGCAGACUGCGUGUUAUGAUAUAGAUGUAGAAGUUGACGAUACAUUAAAAACGCAAAUGAAUAACUUUUUACUUUCCACCGCAAGUCAACAGGAAAUCCAGAGUCUCGAUAAUAAAAUUCACGAAACGGUUGAAACAAUUAACCAAUUAAAAACAAAUCGAGAAUUUUUCUUAAGCUUCGUCAAAGAUCCUCAACAAUUUAUCAAUAAAUGGAUAAUUUCGCAAACAAGGGAUUUAAAAACUAUGAUAGAUGUUGUUGGAAAUCCAGAAGAGGAACGUAGAGCAGAAUUUUAUUAUCAACCAUGGGCACAGGAAGCCGUUUGUCGAUAUUUCUAUACAAAAGUUCAACAGAAACGCGCGGAAUUAGAACAAGCACUCGGUAUUAGAAACUCAUAGGUAUUAGGAACUCGUAAGUAUGAGAAUUUAAAAUAUCAAAUUCAAGACAUCGCUAUGUAAAGUAUUUAUAUAAAUCUUUUUCUUGUUCCAAUUGCGAAACUGAUCGAUUAAUGUGUCUUACGCUUGACUUAGUGUUAGUCUCUGAUAUUACAGUACGAAUGAUACCAUACAAGUGGCAUAUUUUUACGAAUGUUCAAAAUAAUGAAAAAAAAAAAAAAAUGUAUA